Phytophthora nicotianae INRA-310 is the source of this 756-nucleotide messenger RNA. RefSeq lists its product as hypothetical. The record is from RefSeq and is a predicted model, not a curated record. The transcript has 3 exons. Lineage: Eukaryota; Oomycota; Peronosporomycetes; Peronosporales; Peronosporaceae. Bases 1 to 756 code for a protein of 251 amino acids.
AUGGUGCGCGUGCCCGGAUCUUUGGGUGCCUCAGGAUAUCACCGUGAGUCCCCAGAUGAAGAAGCGCAAGCUGGAAUUGGACUAGGGAACGAAGCGUCGACGGGUAUUGGAUCACCGUCGACUUCGCUAAAAUCAAGAUCGAUCCACAGAUCGGCAGAGUUUUGGGAGGAGCUCUACCGACGGAACAGAGGGAGUCCACCGGCAAAAGCCGGGAACGUCUCGGCCAAACAACCGCCUAGCUCAAUAUCGAUUGUCAAGAAGAAGCCAGCUAGAUCGAAGUCCUCGCGAAAGAAGCUGAAGGCACCAGACUCGGACGUUGACGAUCGCAUCGAUCUUACGUCAGCUUGGACGAAUGAACAACUCGAGAGCGUGUAUCACAAGAAGCAGCUUCACGCUUUUCUAGCUGAGGAUGCUGUGAUGCGCAUCCUCCGUCCGAAGCUGCUCGGUGAUCUGAAAGGUCCUGUAUCUGAACCGGCCUUGAGAUCGAAUAAGUUGGACAACGUGAAAGCAACCGAAGAGGUCAUCAAGGCUGUACCCAAGACGCUGUUCGAGUUGUUGAAGCCACUGGUGGAUGGAGUCCACACGAUCUCCAAGAACGGAGGAUCCCCUUGUGAUUCCCCAAGAGACGAUCACGACGUGUCGUCUUCCCAUUAUGAGUCUGCAACAGAGGAGGUGGACACCGACAGUGUCGAUGACCCGCCACGAACGACUCUAGGUCCAUCCGGAACCGCGAUGCUACGAGAUCGAGCCGCCUAG